Molecule: messenger RNA, 561 nt
Organism: Saccostrea echinata
Lineage: Eukaryota; Metazoa; Mollusca; Bivalvia; Ostreida; Ostreidae
Product: myb-related transcription factor, partner of profilin-like
Exons: 5
Cellular component (GO): nucleus
Source: RefSeq, a predicted model, not a curated record
GAAAUGGAUGUUAAAAGGAGGAAGCCUAAUUGGACAGAGAGGGAACUUCUUGCUUUGGCAGAGGCUGUUGCUCCCAGAUCUAGAUUAUUAAAGUCAAAAAUAUCCCCCUCCAUUACAGUCGAUCGAAAACAAAAGAUGUGGUCAGAGAUUGCAAUUCAAUUAAAUUCCAUAACAUUGGUGAACCGGACAAUUGAUGAAAUCAAAAAGAAAUGGGUUGAUAUGCAAUCAUUGACAAAGAAAACAGAGAGUGAAAGAAGGAGGUCAAUCAAAAUGACAGGAGGUGGACCAGCCCUUGAUGUUUACUAUAAAGCAUGGGAGAAUGUGGUGUUGCAGUCCCUUUCAGAGGUGGCCAUUGAAGGCAUUAGCUGUGGGGUAGACACAGCAGAAAGUGAAUCAUCCUCCCCGAGCCAGUCUGCCAUUACACCUUGUGUAGUGUCUGAUGAACCUUCCAUAAAAGGAAGUGAAGAGACUAGUCCACAGGAACAGUAUCUAAUAUUUCAAAAGGAGAAGUUGGCUAAAGUUUCUGAUUAUAGGAAAAGGAAGUUAGACAUUAUGGAAUAG